Molecule: messenger RNA, 1578 nt
Organism: Diplodia corticola
Lineage: Eukaryota; Fungi; Ascomycota; Dothideomycetes; Botryosphaeriales; Botryosphaeriaceae
Product: major facilitator superfamily transporter
Exons: 9
Coding region: 1-1578 (525 amino acids)
Biological process (GO): transmembrane transport
Cellular component (GO): membrane
Molecular function (GO): transmembrane transporter activity
Source: RefSeq, a predicted model, not a curated record
AUGGCCGCCGAGAAGGACCUGGAAAGCAGCCCGGAGGCCAAGGUGGCGGCUGAGAAGCCGAGUCUGGAGAAGACACCAUCCAUCACUGGCAAAUCCAUCCUCGAGGGUGAAGUCAUCCAGCAGCUCGACCAGGGUGAGGUCUUCCUGCGCGAGAGCGGCUAUGACUGGGCCCAGGUCGAGGCCAUCCUCAACGACAAGCAGAAGAUGAGGGCCCUUACCCGGAAGGUUGAUACGUGGUUGCUGCCGCUGCUCAUGGGAACCUACGUCCUGCAAUACAUCGACAAGUCCACCACCUCCUAUGGCGCUGUCUUCGACCUGCUCACCGAGACGAACAUGACUGGCGACGAGUACUCCUGGACUGCGAGUUUGUUCUACUUCGGAUACCUAUUUUGGGAGUACCCCGCAAGUUACAUCGCACAGCACUGGCGCACUGGAAAGGCCGUUUCAAUCACUGUCAUCGCAUGGGCCAUCGUUCUCAUGAUCACUGCUGCGUGCGAAAACUUCGGUGGCGUGGCAGUCUGCAGAUUCUUCUUGGGAUGCUUCGAGGCGCCCAUUACCCCCUGCUUCAUGUUGAUUGUUUCCAUGUGGUACUCCAGAGAUCAGCAACCCUUCAGGGCUGGUUGCUUCUACUGCUGUAACGGACUGGGGUCUGCCCUUGGCGGAAUCUUCACCUACGCAAUCGGACAAAUCGAUGGCUUCCCCGUGUACAAGGCUAUAUUCCUGAUCUGCGGUUUCAUCACCUUGAUUUGGGGUGGCGUUCUUCUGUGGCUUCUGCCGGACAACCCCAUGACUGCCAAGCGCUUCACACUAGAGGAGAAAGCAACCCUGCUCGGUAUCGGCCGAAGGAAUCAGACUGGCACCUUGAACCGCACCAUCAAGCCGAACCAGAUCAAGGAGGCCUUUAUGGACGUACAAGUUUGGGUUCUUUUCUGUUUCGUCCUGCUCAACGAGCUUAUGAACGGAGGUGUUGCCAACUUUGGCAAGCUCAUCAUCAAAGGUCUCGUCCACGACCCUCUUAAGACGACCGCUCUUGGGAUCCCGCAAGGGUUCUUCCAGCUGUUUUUUGUCCUCUCUGGUGGCUUUUUUGCUUCUUACUUCAAAAACUCAAGGACCAUAAUCAUGGCCAUCUAUGUGCUUCCCACCAUCGCGGGUGCCUCAAUUCUCUGGAAGAUGCCUCGGUCCAACAAGGUUGGCUGCCUGUUCGGCUAUUACAUUGUCGGAGCCUACGUCGCUUCCCUCACGAUUGCCCUACAGAUGCCGGCCUCGAACGUGGGUGGUUAUACCAAGCGUGUCACUGCCACAGCUUUCGUCUUUCUCGCGUAUUGCAUCGGCAACAUCGUUGGUCCGCACGCCUUUCUCUCCUCUGAGGCUCCCAUCUACCAGACCGGCAUCAAGAUGAUUCUAGCCUGCUCUUGCUGCCAGCUUGGCCUGGCCGUCUUCCUGCGCUUCUGGCUCAUCAAGCGCAAUACCGAGCGCGACAGGAAGCUCGCCGAGCAAGGUGGUCCGGCCACAAGGGAAGACGAGCCCAUGAUGGACAGGACGGAUUUCGAGAAUCCGGCAUUCCGCUACUCGCUAUGA